Porites lobata is the source of this 1920-nucleotide messenger RNA. Lineage: Eukaryota; Metazoa; Cnidaria; Anthozoa; Scleractinia; Poritidae. The record is from the annotation of a GenBank genome assembly.
GAAGAAGCAAUUGUGGAUUGUGUUGCGUUUUUUUAUGAGGAGGGUAGAGGCGGCGAGAAUUUUCGAAAGAAAAACAAGUUUAGAUGUAAAGUGAAAAGGGAAGAGAGAAGCCUGCAGAAGCUUAAGAAUAGUGUUUGGUAAGUCAAUCGACAAUCAUUAAUGUCAUUAUAUUUACAUUACAAUAGCUUAAUCACUAUAGUGUAUCCCAUACAUAAAGUUCGUUUACGAAGACUUAAUGUCCCUAAUAGUCCUAAUAUAUUGAGAAGACGCAAUAUCUAAGCGUACAAGAUCGAAGAGAGGUUAAGAGACUGUUCAGAGGGUAAUCAAACACAUUGCUGGUCAUAUCGGUAAUUAAAAAACCUCUCCAUGACCAACAUCUCUUUGUACCAGUCACGUCAGUCGCUUUUGUCUUGUAUUGUUAGACUUCUUAGGGUCCUUUGGCUUUCUUUUCGCCGAUCAACCUAACAAUGUUGAGUUGGCCUUGCCAAAGAACCUCGUGUUAUUAGAUUUUAAGAUUUUGAUAAAGACGCUACUCUGUUUAAUAUUGUGGUUUCCGUUGUCUUUUUUUCAUAGUGAAUUUGCUGGUCUUCGGGAAACCGCAAAGAACUUAGGGCUUGGUGGUAUGAUUGAAGUACAGCUGAACAGGUAUGCAAUUUUCUAAAUAACCAUUGGCAUGGCUGUUCUCAAACAGUAACUAAACAAAACAUCAAGACCAUCAAGAUUGCUGGUUUUAUCAUUAAAAGAGGUCUUAAAAAGACCGAGAAAUCAGAACGUGUUCGGGACUCAAAAACAGAAAAAAGGACGUAAGCAAAAUAAAUAUCAUUAAACAGGUGAAAGUAUUGGAAAAUAUGCAUAUAUCAUGGCUAUUCCAAAAAAGAAAUAUGUUCUGAAUGAUCUAAUCGACCUAUCAAAUCACCAGAGAAACAAACACCAGUGGAAGAACAGAGCGCAUAGCCAUCGAGACAGAUCUUCAGUUGGCCCUGGAACUACCAGACAUUGUUAAUGGAAAAGAUAGACUGCAAAGUAAGCAAACAUGUCUUUAUUUUAAAAACGUGGUACUGAAUAAUACAAGGCUUAUAGCUGUGUUUCAUGUAUUAGCGAGUUCCAUGUAUAAACUGUGUUAAUUUUCUCCCUCGACGUCUUACUAUGAAACCGUGCGGUAACUUAGUCAUGUCUCUACAAAAACAGUAAACUCUGUACAAUUAAUGGGAUGGGGACUAGGAAGACUAGCAGACAUUCUAGGGGAGUAUGACUACAAAGCGCUUGAUCUUUUAAGCUGUAUGACUUUAGACGUUGAAAAUUGCCACGCCACUAUUCAUUCCAAGAAAGUGAACAUGUCUAAGCUCGAAUAUGCUAGGUCGUUUGGUGCAACAAUGAAGGAGAGCGUCAAACAUGCUACAAGCUGGGCUGGGUACUAUCACACCAGUCGAAGGUCCUGGUACCCAAAGCCCGACAACGGUGUCUCUUCAUAACGUACCGCUGAUGAUGCCUCUGUCUGUUGUCAGCCUUCCUGCAAAUGACUGUGACCUCUUACGCAACUGGGCCUCAGGAUAUGGUGCUGCAGUAAGACAAAGGACAGUGUGGCAGGAAACUACAAUGGCUAAGCACGGAACAUUGCCAGAGUAUCUUUAUCAACGCCAUCUCGAAGUUGGUGAUAAGGUUAAUCUGAACUUCGGAGUUGAUUAAGAUGAAGGACCUCAUGAAGAUCUGAACGAGCAUGAAGUGAGUGAGGAAGCUAGUGUCUCUAGCGAAGGCCAGCAAGAAUUUGAUGAAAGUAGUGACGAAGAAGUUGAAGUCAGUGCAGAUGACAACAAUUCUCAGGGCCAGCAAGAUGAAUUAGGGGCAUCGACGAAUUUUCUCUUUGGUGCAAGGUCGCGAUAUGGAAGGGCAGUGAGGUUCAAUAAUCGACUGCUGUUUUGA